Messenger RNA from Colias croceus (clouded yellow), 2582 nucleotides. Its product is annotated as alpha-tocopherol transfer protein-like. The coding region runs from base 106 to 1032 and encodes 308 amino acids. NCBI's taxonomy places the organism in Eukaryota, Metazoa, Arthropoda, Insecta, Lepidoptera, Pieridae. Gene Ontology annotation, molecular function: phosphatidylinositol bisphosphate binding. The transcript has 6 exons. Gene Ontology annotation, cellular component: membrane. The record is from RefSeq and is a predicted model, not a curated record.
AUUAUUAUUUAGUUGUCAAAUUGAUACGGAUUGUGAUAGUUGUGUGAAAAUUUAAAAAUUAAUAGUGCGAAUUGCGAUCGUUCCGAUUUAUUUAAUCGUUAAAAAAUGAGUGUUGAUUUGGAGUUUGAUUAUGAUGCCGCUACGGCCGCUAUGGAUAUAUUUUCACCAGAACACAUAGAGGAAUUACGGGAAUGGACACAAAAAUUGGAUAAAUCAAAAUACGUGCCGAAAGAUUUAUCAAAUAAACAACUUCUUUUAUUUUACAACGCUUGCUAUGGUGAUAUUGAAAAAACGAAGACAUGUAUAGAGAGAUAUUAUAAUUUAAGGAAGAAUACACCAGAUAUUUUCGAUAACAGACUACUGGGGCUGGAUGAUGUGAAGGCGACUGCUGAAGCUUUAGAGUACUCCGUGCUGCCGGGCAAGUCGUGCAAGGGCUACGACAUAAUAUUCCACAGACUAUACAACACUGAACCCUCGAAGUACUUCCUCGAGCCGGCCUGCAAGCUGCUCUUUAUGACUGUGGAUGCCUGUUUAUAUAAGAGAGGUCCACAGCCUGGUUAUAUAUUCCUGUUUGAUAUGCAAGGGGUCAGACUGGCGCAUUUGACGAGGAUAAGCUUGUCCUUUCAAAAGGAUAGACAAAGGUCGCUACGUAAAUUCUUUCAAUACGUGCAAGAAGCGAUGCCGGUCCGAAUGAAGGAGAUACAUGUGUUGAACACUGAGCCCGUGGUCGAUAAGCUGAUGAUGCUAAUUCGACCUUUCUUGGAUAAGAAGUUCUUUGAUAUGAUAAAAUUCCACCACAAGAACGAGGACCUAGAAAGUUUCUAUGAAACAGUCAUCCCCCGUACCUCCCUCCCUCCAGACUACGGGGGCUUACUCCCGGACACGAGGACGCUGCAUAUGAAGUGCAUACAACAACUUAAAGAUAUGGAAAAUUACUUCACAGCCGAAGAACAGCAAAGGGUCAACGCCCUACCUGAUAAGAAACGGGAAAAACAUAUGGAAAAGGCGUUCAAGAAUUUGGAUAUUGAUUAGUUUGAAACGCGACGGUUGGAACGCAGCGUUUGGAUCGCGGCGUUUCAAACGCGGCGGUUGUUGUAUGUGAUGAUGACAUAGAUAUAUAUAUUCCUAAUUAUAUAGUAGUGCUUGUUAGUGUCUGGCGCUGAAAGUGCGUUUUUAGCUAAGUUGUGGUAUGUACGGCUAUAAGCAGGCGGUAAAACUCAAGAAAUUUAUUUAUUCAAAGGCAAAUUUAAACUUUAUUGACAGAACAGUUUUAUUUACUAAUUUAUUUAGUAUUUUGUUAUAUCAGAUGCUCUCUAUUGCUCAAAGGUCUUCCAUUUGGUACAUUUGUGUUUGUAAUUACCAUUUUGUUUUAUUAAUCAACUAAAAUGUAAUUUAUUUAUUUUCUUUUAUUAUUCAUUAAGAGCUAGCGCGCAAGAGCAACUUUUGUCUCCGCAACUAUUUUGUCUCUCCCAUCAACUCCAUAGGAAGUUGCGUCACUACGUGCGUACACUUUCUUACUAGCCCAUAGAGUUGAUGGGAGAGACAAAAUAGUCGCGGAGACAAAAGUUGCUCUUGCGCGCUAGCUCUUAAACUAUAAAAAUAACCGUCUUUCAUGUUUGUUGUCACUCAAAAUUCAAACAGUGUUCUAUUUACGCGGGAAAGAAAUAUGACGUCAUAAUAAUAUUCAGGAUUCCAAUUUCGAAACAAAGUCAAUUAAUGCUAAUGUUGCCAUAGCGCUGUGUUAGAUGUUAAUUAUAGGCUAAAAUACACGCAUAGAGUACAAUUAUUACGAUCUGCACUAUAGAUUACAUAAGUGUGUUUAGAAAUUCAUAAAAUGUGUAUUUGUCCGUUCGUUUGCUAGUCAGGUACGUCAUCCUAUACAUUAUACAUAUUUUUAUACAAAAAUUACAUGACAUAAUUAUGUAAAGAAAAGUAAAAGUGGCAGUUGUACAAAUUUUAUCAUAAAAAUCAUAAAAUAUGAUAUAUUAAAUAAAAUAUAUAUUUUUUAUUCCCGCUAGAUAGCCUGAUAUAGCAGCUAUGUACUUAAUUUUAAGUAAUAUACAAUUUAUGUGACAUCACUUUGGUCUACUUAAGGGUUUGAUGCUGUUUUAAAACUUAUUAAGUGGUUAUGUUAUUAAUUUAUAUUUUAUAUUAUAGAGUGCGAGUUGAAUCCCUUGCAAUUGUCAAAAAUGUUUCAUAUUGGUAGCAUAGAAGUUACCACUGUUAAACAUUUGAUGACUGAUAUUCUUGGCUGAUAUUGAUCAGUGAAACAGAUGUGCAUUUGCCCUUUUUAUGUGUUACUAUAAAAUAGCAUUCCAUUUAGUAAACCGUUUUAAAAGUCUUGAUAAUGAUUAGGUGCAUUGCGGUAAUUCUGAAUUACGGGAUAAAUAAAAUAAUGUGAAAUUAAUUCGCAACUAUCAUUGAUAAAACAAAUAUGAAUGCUAUUGUUAUCAAACCUAAAGAUUUCAAUAUCUUCACAGUUCACAAUAAAAAAAUUCCGAAACAACUCACUUCCGAAAUUCCAAUGCACUAUAAUAGACUCUAUUUCUAGUAUAACAUGCAUGGGUAUCAAAUAUAAAUAA